This is a messenger RNA of Penicillium diatomitis, 1761 nucleotides long. Its product is annotated as glycoside hydrolase family 13 protein. Gene Ontology annotation, biological process: oligosaccharide catabolic process. The coding region runs from base 1 to 1761 and encodes 586 amino acids. Lineage: Eukaryota; Fungi; Ascomycota; Eurotiomycetes; Eurotiales; Aspergillaceae. Gene Ontology annotation, molecular function: alpha-amylase activity. The record is from RefSeq and is a predicted model, not a curated record. The transcript is spliced from 5 exons.
AUGUCACCACACCACGUUCAGGUCGCCGCGGUUGAACCGCAACGCACCGCGUGGAAGGAAUCUUCUGUAUAUCAAAUAUGGCCAGCAUCGUUCAAGGACUCAACUGGAUCAGGAACAGGCGAUCUUAAGGGCGUCAUUUCCAAGGUCGAUUACCUGAAACGAUUGGGUGUCGAUACGGUCUGGUUGUCACCCAUCUUUGAAAGCCCUCAAGUCGAUAUGGGCUAUGACAUCAGCAACUACCGCGUGAUUGACCCACAGUAUGGCUCAAUUGACGACGUGGACGUGUUGAGAGACCGGCUACACGAGCGAGACAUGAAACUGGUAAUGGACCUAGUCAUGAAUCACACCAGUGAUCAACAUGAGUGGUUCAAGCAGUCUCGAAGCUCCAAGCAGAACAAAUAUCGGGACUGGUACAUUUGGAAGCCCGCCCGUGUCGACGCCGGGGGCAAUCGUCAGCCACCAAAUAAUUGGCAGAGUCAUUUCCAGGCUCACCCCGAUACGAUCCUGCUAGGCAAUGCUUGGACGUGGGAUGAAACCACCGAAGAGUACUACCUGCACCUUUACGGCAAAGAACAACCAGACCUGAACUGGGAGAACCCAGCCGUUCGUCAAGAAGUGCAGGACACAAUGCGCUUUUGGCUCGAUCGUGGAAUCGAUGGCUUCCGAUUUGAUGUGAUCAACUUUGUCAGCAAGGACCAGAGGUUCCUAGACUCGACAAGCGAUUUCUUCCCCGGUUGCGAGUACUAUGCAUGUGGGCCCCGCCUACACGAAUACUUGCAAGAGCUGGGCAGCAUACUGGAAGAAUACAACGCCUUCAGUGUCGGCGAAAUGCCUUGUGUUCAUGACCCCAAGGAUAUCAUCAAAAGUGUUCAGCAAGGGCGCAAGGAGUUCAACAUGAUCUUCCACUUCGAGCUGAUGGACAUUGAUCAUGGCCCCAACGGGAAAUUCACUCCAGGUCAAUGGUCCCUUGCAGACUUCAAAGAGACGGUCGACAAGUGGCAGCAAUUCAUGUAUCAAAACAAUGGCUGGAACGCUCUUUAUCUUGAAAAUCACGAUCAACCACGGGCCGUGAGCCGGUUUGCCAGCGACAGCCCCGAGCACCGUGAGCAGAGCGCCAAAUUGAUCGCCGUCUUCCUCGGAUUUCAAGCUGGCACACCGUUCAUCUACCAAGGCCAAGAGAUUGGAAUGCAUAACGUACCGACCGACUGGCCGUUGGAAGAGUAUCAGGAUAUUGACUGCCUGAAUCAUUGGAGGCUCAAAGGUCAGAACGCCGACCGAGAAACGCAAGAAAUGUUUCUUCGAGAGUACCAAAAGAAGUCUCGAGAUAAUGCACGCACCCCAGUCCAGUGGGACUCUAGCAAGAACAGCGGUUUUACCUCCGCUGACAAGCCCUGGAUGUCUGUGAAUCCAAACUACACCGUCAUAAAUGCCGCGGCUCAACUGGACGAUCCCAACUCGGUCUUCAACUGCUGGCGAACUGUCCUGGACAUGCGCAAACAAUAUAAAGACAUUGUUGUGUAUGGACGAUUCGACCUGGUGGACCAAGAAAACGAUAAUGUUUUCGCGUAUACACGCAACAGCCCGCAAGGACAGGUGCUGGUGGUGUGCAACUUCUCCCCCGAGCAUAUUGACUGGACCGGCUUGCCGUCCGGUGCCAAGGAAAUACUUGUCACCACCACCGGAAGAUCGUUGUCAAGUGUUUCCAGCGAUGCACUAUCGCUUGAGCCGUUUGAGGCUAUUUCCCUCCUAGUGAAAGCAUAA